This is a messenger RNA of Cuscuta campestris, 593 nucleotides long. NCBI's taxonomy places the organism in Eukaryota, Viridiplantae, Streptophyta, Magnoliopsida, Solanales, Convolvulaceae. The record is from the annotation of a GenBank genome assembly.
CACUGGAUUCUGAUGCCGACACCGUUCGAGCCAUUAGAGAUUUGAAGAAAAGGAUGGAUGGACUUGAAGUGAAGAUUGAUGAAAUCAAGAAGUUGUUGGUGGAGGUUGUUAUGAACCUGAAUUCAAGUGGCCGAAGGAGAAGAUCUGUCAGAAUUCAGAGACAGAAGAGAGCAAGGGGAUCCGCAAGACAGCAAGCGCGCUUUUCAAAGGCUGCUGCGAAAGAUGAUGAGGAUUUAGAAGAAGAUGAUGAAAUCGAGGAGGCUAUUGAGGAAUAUGAGGAGGAGACUGGAGCCGAUGAAGAUGAAGAUGAGACUCGGGAAAAUAAGGAGGAGAGUAUGGAAAGUGAGGACGACACUGAGGAGACACGGGAAAAUGAAGAGGAGAAUGCGAUUGGGGAAAAUGAGGAUAGAGAGCAAAUUGAGGGAUCUUUAAUUUUUGUGAAACUCUUUGUAAUGGUUUUUGUGCUUUGUAAUGUAUUUUUUGGGGAAACACUUUAGAUUUUUUUUUGAAAGCUUUGUGAUGGGGCUUAGUUUAUGACUGAAUUGUAGAUUUACUUUCAGAGCCCUCACAGAGAAUAACUGUCUAUUUUACCU